Prunus armeniaca (apricot) is the source of this 240-nucleotide messenger RNA. The record is from the annotation of a GenBank genome assembly. NCBI's taxonomy places the organism in Eukaryota, Viridiplantae, Streptophyta, Magnoliopsida, Rosales, Rosaceae.
AUGGCCACCGGAGGAGAGAGAUCGAGCCGGCGAAAAUUCUGUCAAAACCCGGCCUUUUCUUCGAGUUCUCCGGCGGCACGAGCGGUGGCUGGCGGCCGGAAUUGGCUGAGACGGGACGACGGAGUUGGGUCGGUCCUUUUGGUACCGGUCUUGCAUGCUGCCGUGGCCGGUUGGCCGGAGUUCGAAGAGAGGGGGAGAGGAGAGAGGGUCUGUCGCACGGAGGAGAGAGAGUGGUUUUAA